Molecule: messenger RNA, 3027 nt
Organism: Ahaetulla prasina
Lineage: Eukaryota; Metazoa; Chordata; Lepidosauria; Squamata; Colubridae
Gene: STX6
Product: syntaxin 6
Exons: 8
Coding region: 262-1026 (254 amino acids)
Biological process (GO): vesicle fusion; intracellular protein transport; Golgi vesicle transport
Cellular component (GO): endomembrane system; SNARE complex; synaptic vesicle membrane
Molecular function (GO): SNARE binding; SNAP receptor activity
Source: RefSeq, a predicted model, not a curated record
CUCCAAUGGGAAGUGCCGCUGCUCCCUUCUCACGUGAACGGGGGCUCCUCCGGCCAAGGGCGCUGAAACCCGCUGAGUGGGAAGAAGAGGCGUCGCUGCUGUUGCUGCUGCUCCAGCUCCAGCCCGUAGUAGGAAAGGGGGCGAGCGGAGGGUCGCAACAAGCCUCGGAAGCGAACGGGCGGCCCAGCCUGGGAAGCUCUCGGCAAGGCGUGGGGGGACCCACUUGGAGCCAAGCCCGCACGGCGACGGGCGCCAGGCGUCAUGUCCAUGGAGGACCCCUUCUUUGUGGUGAAAGGGGAAGUUCAAAAGGCAGUAAAUACUGCUCAGGGGCUGUUCCAGAGAUGGACAGAACUCCUACAAGAUCCGUCAACAGCUACAAGAGAAGAAAUCGACUGGACCACAAAUGAGCUAAGGAACAACUUAAGGAGUAUUGAGUGGGAUCUUGAAGAUUUAGAUGAAACAAUUAGCAUUGUUGAAGCAAAUCCUCGGAAAUUCAACCUUGAUGCCACAGAACUAGGUGUGAGAAAAGCCUUCAUCACAAGCACUCGGCAAGUGGUCAGGGAUAUGAAGGAUCAAAUGUCAAAUACGUCUGUUCAAGCACUGGCUGAAAAGAAAAACAGGCAGGUGCUUCUGGGAGAAAGUAGAACUCACAGCUGGAGCUCUGGGGCGGAUAAAUACAGCCGCUUGGAUCGAGAACUGCAGUCUGCAAAUUCACACUUCAUUGAAGAUCAGCAAGCACAGCAGCAGUUAAUCAUUGAUCAGCAGGAUGAACAGUUGGAGCUGGUCUCUGGCAGUAUUGGAGUACUAAAGAAUAUGUCCCAACGCAUUGGAGGGGAAUUGGAUGAACAAGCUGUCAUGUUGGACGACUUCUCUCAUGAGGUGGACAGCACUCAGUCUCGAUUAGAUAAUGUUAUGAAGAAACUUGCAAAAGUAUCCCAUAUGACUAGUGAUCGAAGACAGUGGUGUGCAAUUAUCAUCCUCCUUGUUAUCCUCGUGGUGGUGCUUAUUCUGUUUUUUGUCCUGUGAUAGUUUGGGGCUCGGAUUCUUUUAUGGGCUCCUUUUGUGCAGACAUCUUAGCACUGUUCCUGUCCACCAGAGAAAACUCUUUAUCAAAAACACUCUAUGAGAGUUUGAUACUGUGUUCUGCUGUGGAUGGCUCUCAGUGACAUAACUCUCUGUCCUCAUGGUUCUCCUUCUCAUGAUCCUCAUUAUCUUGCUCAAGGAAGAAAUGGACCAUUCACACACACACACAUACAAAAAAAAAUACUGUUUACACUGGAGUUGUUCCCCUGGGCUGAAACAUUGGACUCUGCCAAUGCUCUACUAUGGGACAGGUGGUUUAGACUGGAAGAAACCACUGUGUGAUCAUUUCCAUCAUGUCGCAGAUAUAAGCCACCAGAUGCCUUUUGUCUGCUUAUCAUAACAGGACUCUUGCUAAUGUUAAACAAGCAUAUGUAUGUGUGUGGAUUCACACAACAAGCAGAUCUUGCAGAAAUGAUUCUAUCGCCUACAAGAUUCCUUUCACCGGUCUUUUACACUGCCAAGCCUGCCAAAUAAUCAUGGAUUUGUAAAGGAGGAAAACAGCCAGUAAGAGCAGCCACUGAACUCAUACUGUGAAUAUUUGUUUUCCUCCAGAACAGAAUUGUGCACUUGAAAAUGUCAAGGGUACGUGGUUCUGUACCCACUGUUGUAAGGCUAACUAAUGUUAAAUAGAACAAUAGAAAGUUACACACAGAAAGCUGCAGGCCUGAAUCUAAACUAAAGUCGGUCUGAAAGCAGGGGAAAUGGCAAAUAGAGUCAUAGCAAGUCUGGGCAUUGGACUGGAAUUCAGUUUUGCUUCAGGGAGGCAGACUGGCCCUAACAGGCUAAUACAGGCCGUAAGCAAAAUAUGUGCAUGUUCGUGUUGUACAUCAGACAGCUGUAGUGACUCUACUUUUCAGACCUGUAAUCUCAGUUUUACUGCAGUGUAGACAAAGACAAAGUCAGUAGGCAUACUGUGGUUGCUAAAAUCUUGUGAUUUUGUGGCUUUGAUUAUCAGUUUUCUGAAAAGAGAAUUUUAUAUUUGAGUUCUGCUAAUUUAAGAGAUGCUUCUGCUGGAUAGAUGUCAAGAUUUAAAUGCAGGAAUGGGAAAUGUCAAUCUGCCUCUUCCUUCUGUCCUGUGUUUACAUCUUGGGAAGAAUAUGGACUCUCCUAGAAUAGAUGCACAAGCACACAAGGAAACAAAAUUCUUAAACAAAUCCUUUAAUGUUUUCAGUACUUAAAAGUGUGCAGCAAAAUGCCCUCCAAAAGAAUAUUGAAACAUUCCUGUCCUUUUAUGAUAAAAUAAUUUUGCCAUUAUUUUACUAUUUUGAUAGUUUGGGGAAAUUAACUGCAGACUAAUAAAUAGAUUAGGAUCAUGGUUGCUCCUGGAUCUUACCUCUGGACAUUUUCCCACUAAGGCCUGGUAACAGAGGAAGCUCCAUUUCCCUUGAUCCUGUCAUAAUGUGGUUUACUUGAACUCUACAAGAUUAUAACUUACUUUCUAAAAUGUAUUUCGCAUGAAAUUUUGGGUUGUUCUGUCCAGACAUCACGGUGACAAAAAAACGGGAAUAUUUUGGAUGGUAAUGUGUGUGUUUUUUUGUUAACUUGGAAGUGUGGUAAGCCUGCCUUUUUGCUCUUAAUGCUUUCCUUGUACAUAUUCUGCUGGGAGUAGAGAUUUUGGAUUUCCACCAAAGCUCCUUCAAGCAUUAAUAUGUCUCAUUUGGACUCCUUUUCUAUUAAGAAGCCCCAUGCUAAAAGUUGUUAAGGCCCAGCACAAUGAUUGCUGUCAAAAGCUCAGUUUCAUUUGCACCCAGUUCCCUACCAUGAAUGAGAUUCAGAUAUUGAAUUUCUAUUAUUACAUCUGUAAGAUUUUAAUUAGCUGAAGAUUUUUAUCUCAACACGUAGAGCCUGUAGGUUCUUGUUUCUCUGUUCUGAUCUGUUGUUGUGUUAGGCUAAUUAGCAAGGGCCACUUGUAUGAAGUUUUGCUGAUUACAUUUCUAAAAGAAC